AGGGCUCGCCCAGGCCCCAGGUCCGGCUCCCCCUUCUUCCCACCAGCUGAGAUGGGGGGAUCUACUUUGGCGGCGUUCAGACCACAGGGCAGAACAGGCCCUUUUGCCCGGGCUUUACGGGGGCGGCCGCGGAUGGACGGUCCUCGCUACAAUGAGGGCUUUGGGGUCUUUGACGGCUUUAGACGCGGACGCGGCUUUUUCUUAACGUGUGCAGCUUCCUGCCCUGAGGACUGUAGAUGCUGCUGAUGGGCGGGAUGUCGGUGGCUUGCAGACGGGCUUCUCUGCGCCCCGCCUGGCUGGUGGCCAGGCGGCGGGGCCAGCAUGCCGGGAGCUGGCGAGCCACCCAUCCUCUGGCCGCCCUUUCUCCUGUAGUCCGUUCCGUCGGCGACCUCGGUUGCGGACCCCGCGGGACUUGGAAGGGCCGGCGGCGCUCCUCUCCGGGAGGAGGCGUCUCUAGAAAGCCCGCGAGGAGGGCGGGGCUGCGCAGGGGCGGGCCGACCCUAACCCUAGGGAACGAGUCGCUGGCCGGGCCGACUCUCUUUUAGCGGGCUAGCUCUUAAGUUCUCUGGGUUACCGGGAGGCAGGCACUCGGCCCCGCAGCCUCUGCGAUAGGCCCUCGAGCGACAGGUCCUCGGGCCGGGCGAGGCCGCCCCCUACCGAGCCCGGGGGAGGCGGAUUCCCCGACGGAGGCGGCGGCGGCGGCUCUUGACUGCCGGGUCUCGUGCGCGUUCUUUCUCUUGCCGCUUGUCAUGGUGACCGUCCGGGGCGCUCCCACCUCACCCACAGACUGGACGGGGCCUGGGGUGACCCCUGCGGCCGUCGCCUCCUGCUCCUCCUCCUCGCCAGAGGCGGCUUCUCUCCCGCAGGACCCCGCGGCCCCCUUGCCGCCGCCCCUGCCGCCCGCCGCCGGCUUAAGCCCCGGAGGGCCGCCGGUCUCGCUGGGCGCGGAGGGCUCCUCCGGGCAGCGGCGCCCCGCCAAGCUGCGGAACUUCAACUGGGAGGCCAUCCCAGCGGAGCGCGUGCGUGGGCGCCCCAACCUCUGGACGGGGCGGCGCCGCGCCUUCCACCUGGACGUCGCGCUCCUGCAGGAGCUUUUCGCGCAGCGCCCGGAGCCGCCGGGGGGCAGCCUGCGCGGGCAGCAGCCGGCGGAGCAGGUCUCCCUUUUGGACCCCAAGAAGAUUCUGAACCUGGGGAUCUUCCUUAAGCAGUUCAAGAGGCCGGUCCAAGAGAUUGUGGCUGAUAUCCGAGGUGGAGCAGGAACCCUUUAUGGCGCUGAGAAGCUGCAGGAGCUGACCAAGAUGCUGCCUGAUGUGGAGGAGGUCAAAAAGCUGGCAACGUUCCAGGAUGGCCAGAGCCGGCUCUCUGAGGCGGAAGCCUUCACCUUGCUCCUUGUCCAAGUGCCCAGCUAUGCGCGCCGCCUGGAGCUUCUUGUGCUGCGAGAGGAGUUCUUUCCUCAGCUGAAUUCGCUGCAGUCGGCCAUCCAGAUCCUGACGGAGGCAGCACGAGAGCUGUUGGAGUGUGAGGAGCUGCACGAACUCAUCCGGCUGGUGCUGGAGGCAGGGAACUACAUGAAUGAGGGAGGCUAUGCUGGCUCUGCUGUUGGCUUCCGCAUGCUCUCGCUGCUCAGGCUAGCUGACACCAAAGCGAACAGGCCUGGGAUGGACCUACUGCACUUCAUGGCCCUGGAGGCAGAGAAGAAGGACCCAACUCUGUUGCGCUUUCCCAGCAAACUCCCGCACGUUGGCCCUGCGUCACGGAUCAUUGAUCAGGAGGUGAUGGUGGAGCUGGAGAGCUUGGAGCAGCGUCUGUCGGGGGCUCAAGGAGAGCUGGAGCCCCUGGGCUUGGAGGCCCAGAUGGGGUCCUUCCUUCAAGUGGCAGCUGCAGAACUAGGCGCCGUGAGGACCUCUCAGGAGGAUCUGCACCAGGCACAAGCUACCCUCUGCGACUUCCUCUGUGAGGAUCUGGAGACCUUCAACUUGCCUGAGUGCUGUGGCAUCUUCCAGGCCUUUGGGGAGCGUUUCCUUGCUGCUGUUCAGGACAACCAGGCCCGAGAGGCAGCCAUUUGCCGGCAGCAGCUCCAGGAGCGCGAGCAGCGGGAAAAGCAGAAGCGGCGCUCCAUCACCACGUGCUCUGCGCAGGACCCCGGCUUGCAGGACAUUGAGCUGGACCUGCUUUUCCGCCACCCUCCUCGCUCGGGAAGACGCAGCAGCCGGUCCCUGCGAGGACCCCGGGGCCCUGCCCUGGAUAGCCCCCAGGCCAGAGAGAGACCCUUGCCCCUCAGCCGGCGCCACACUCUUGCCACGCUGUCCCCUUGCCCGGAGCCCCCUGUCCCCAUAGAGCCUGAAGCUGCCACCCCCCCUAGCUGUGGCAAGAGGACAGGGGGGCUCUUCGGGCAGGGUCUCAAAGCCUUCCUUGUGACUCCACCUGCUGCUUCCUCCAAGGGCCCGGUGUCGCCAGAGGGCCCCAGUGGCUUCCGCUUCCCCACCCUCUUCCAGAAGAAGGUCCUUCCCGGAGGGCCAGUGUCCCCCACUUUCCCCCAGCCUUCCCCAAAGAACGUCUCGGCCCUUGUGGGUUUCUUCCGCCGCCUGAGCAUGGGGGAAAAGCCGGGGCAGGGGGCCCACUCCUGAGUCCCUCUGGGGUGAGCCAGACCAGAAGCAGAGCUGCUGCCGGACUCCCCCUCCUCCCCCUGCAUUGCAGCCAGGGAGGGGGGAAUCAUAGCUUCCCAUUCCCACCUCUUCUCUCUUCCCCCACUUCGUUCUCCUGUGGCUGAUCUGAGGGGGGGGGGCUUGUGGGUUUGUUUCUGCCCAUCUAGCUGUGAGUAUGUGAUCCCUCCCCCUCCAGCCUCGCUGGGUUUUUUUGCAGGGUUUUUAAAAAAAUGAUCUGGUCUGCCUCCACUAAAACUCGGCACUGACUUAGCAGAAUUGGCGCCCUUUCCUCACACUUCCACCCCCCCAUCCCAACCCUACCCUUGUGGGAGCAGCACCCCCCAAUGUGUGUUAUGUUACCAACUGAGCUGCUCUCAGCAAUUUUAAAAUGCACACAAAACAAGUGCACUUCACUUCUUUUUCCUACCCCUGACUUCUUAAAUAAAAAAGCUGUUGUUUGUGGACUCUCAAUAAA
Molecule: messenger RNA, 3120 nt
Organism: Rhineura floridana
Lineage: Eukaryota; Metazoa; Chordata; Lepidosauria; Squamata; Rhineuridae
Product: FH2 domain-containing protein 1-like
Exons: 10
Coding region: 750-2627 (625 amino acids)
Source: RefSeq, a predicted model, not a curated record